AUGUCCUUCAAAUCCACGGGGCGUGGCACUCCUCAUAUCCGGCUCAACUCAGGACGUCAAGAUCCCUUUGCAGACUCCGACGACCCCUAUGCAUCAGUGCCGCAUCCUCAGAUCGGACGGGCGUUGACGCCGGGAAUGGUGCAGUCCCCAUCCGAUGGCACACUGCAAACGAUGUGGGGGUCGCCCACGCCCCAAGAAUCUACCGAGUUUCUGAUUCCGCCACGGCCCUACCGUGGCCACCGGGAGGAAAUGGAUAGUACGCGGUCAGCGGGGUUGUCGACCCGGUCGUCGCGGCGCACAAGCUGGAGCUCCGAGGGCGCCAGCUCGGACGCGCGAGGGUUUGUGUACACACCGUUUGAAGAGCUACGGUCCCCGUCACGCGCGGGUAGCGAUGAAGUGGACGUGAACACCCAGACGGUGUCGGAGAAGUACAAUAUUAUGCCCACGGAGGGACUGCUGCUGUUCCCUGAGGAUGUCGAAAAGGAUGACUAUCUGCACAACCCGGACCCGGCCGACAAGGAUUCAGAGUGCGACAUUUGGAACAGGAGGGGUAUUGCGAACGUUGGGGGAUUGAUCCUGAUCACUAUUGGCUUCUUGGUGUUGUUUGUCGGCUACCCUGUCAUGAUGGCGGUAGAGAGCUUCAGAAAACCGUCGAGACCAUCAUGUCACGAAACAGAUCCUCUGUGUCUCGAUGUCAGAGAGCAACCGGUACUUGCCAAUAUUCGCAGUGGGUUGAUAGACCCAGACACGCCAAAGUCUGCCUUGAGCAAAAAAGCGGCGAACGGCAAGGAAUGGCAGUUGGUGUUUUCGGAUGAAUUCAACACUCCGGGCCGAACAUUCUACGAUGAUGAUGAUGCCUUCUUUCAAGCAGUUGACCUGUGGUAUGGUGUCACGCAGGACUUGGAGUGGUAUGACCCUGAUGCAGUCACGACUAGAGAUGGUGUACUGGAGAUUCGCUUUGAUGCCUUUUCCAACCACGACGUGAAAUACCGCUCGGGCAUGUUGCAGAGCUGGAACAAGCUGUGCUUCUCCGGCGGUCGCUUGGAAGCAAGUAUCUCACUACCUGGCUCCGGUGAUGUAUCGGGGUUCUGGCCUGGUUUCUGGGCGAUGGGAAACCUCGGGCGACCUGGGUAUGCUGCGACAACCGAGGGCAUGUGGCCGUACAGCUACCACGACAAGUGCGAUGCUGGGAUCACGCCCAAUCAAAGUUCACCGGAUGGUAUCAAUUGGCUGCCCGGGAUGCGUCUCCCUGCAUGCACCUGCGACGGCUCAGAUCAUCCCUCCCCGGGGAGAUCGCGCGGUGCACCUGAGAUCGAUGUGCUUGAGGCCAACACUAUUGCCUUAAAUGGUAAUCAGAAUGCGUAUAUCGGUUCGGUGUCUCAGAGUUUGCAGAUGGCGCCGUUCGACAUCUGGUACAUGCCUGAUUAUGACUUCACCGCUGUCUAUGAUCCAAGAAUCACACAGCUCAACGCUUACCGUGGAGGCCCGUAUCAGCAGGCUAUGUCGGGCCUCACCAACCUCAACAACGACUGGUACAACGGCUCCGAGUAUCAGGUAUACGCCUUCGAAUACACGCCCGGCGCCGAGGGGGACAUUACCUGGUUUGUGGGUCAGGAUAAAACCUGGACACUAGACGGUCGAGCCAUUGGUCCCAACGGGAACGUUGGCCAAAGACUGGUCCCUGUCGAGCCGAUGUCGAUUAUCGCGAAUCUGGGAAUGGCAUGGAACUUUGCACCGAUUAACGAUAGUAUUAUGAGCUACCUGCCGGGUUAUCUGCGGUUCGACUAUAUCCGGAUCUACCAGGAUCCAGAGCACACUAGCGUAACCUGUGAUCCACCUGGCUACGAGACCACGGACUAUAUCGCAAGACACCCGGAAGCAUACCGUAACGUGAACAAAACCACUUGGCAUGAUGCCGGAUAUGACUGGCCUAAGAACACCUUGAUGCAUGGAUGUUAG
This is a messenger RNA of Aspergillus saccharolyticus JOP 1030-1, 1959 nucleotides long. Its product is annotated as SKN1/KRE6 family beta-glucan synthesis-associated protein. The transcript is spliced from 6 exons. Gene Ontology annotation, biological process: (1->6)-beta-D-glucan biosynthetic process; fungal-type cell wall organization. NCBI's taxonomy places the organism in Eukaryota, Fungi, Ascomycota, Eurotiomycetes, Eurotiales, Aspergillaceae. Gene Ontology annotation, cellular component: endoplasmic reticulum membrane; plasma membrane. The coding region runs from base 1 to 1959 and encodes 652 amino acids. Gene Ontology annotation, molecular function: glucosidase activity. The record is from RefSeq and is a predicted model, not a curated record.